This is a messenger RNA of Drosophila grimshawi, 6244 nucleotides long. It is a transcript of the gene Wdr81, whose product is annotated as WD repeat-containing protein 81. Gene Ontology annotation, molecular function: protein binding; phosphatidylinositol 3-kinase regulator activity. The record is from RefSeq and is a predicted model, not a curated record. Bases 18 to 5912 code for a protein of 1964 amino acids. Lineage: Eukaryota; Metazoa; Arthropoda; Insecta; Diptera; Drosophilidae. Gene Ontology annotation, cellular component: mitochondrion. The transcript is spliced from 4 exons. Gene Ontology annotation, biological process: aggrephagy.
AUGUUGCAGACUUAGACAUGGGUGAUAUCGAUGAUGCGAUAUGGCUAGAAAUCGGUAUUAAUCCUCAACACGUUGUGCGUGAGUCAGAUGAAGGUCUCCACAAGCUAAUAUGCGACAAGGCCUGGCUGCAGUCGCUGGAACGACAUCGCCAAUUGACACACUUCACACACUGGCCACAGCUGGACAGACGGGCGCAUCCCACUGGACAAUUGGAGCAUCCAUGGACACGCCUUCUCGUGCAAACAUAUCGCAAGCAGCCGCACCGCAAAGUCUAUCCACUGCCCGUCCGCGUCACUGCUGGAGAUAAUACGCAAUUCCCAUUGAGCUACUCGCAGGCCGUUUCCACUGUGACUCACCUCAAUUUUAAGCAGCUGUGGGAAUCAGCCUAUAAGCAGUAUGCGGGCGCCCAUGUCAAACAGUGCAGGUCGAGUACGAGCACAACGCAAUCCAAACAGCUACCACAGACCAGCUAUACUGGUGGCGGUAGCUUUCAGCCACAUGAUGUGGUGCUCCGCGAGCUAAUUCAGCGGAUAUACAAUUGUCCUGUACUUCAGUGUCAACAGGAUGGGGAUGGCGCUGCUGGCGCCGAUGCGGAUAUGGCUGGCGAUUGUCAUGCAAAUGUGCUGCCCGCUCUGGCGGCCAUUGAGACGAGCGCACACUUCUGCGUGAUUCAUUAUCCGCCGGCGCUGGAGUGCAGUCUGUAUGACUGCAUCACCUAUAGUCCAGCACUGUUGGGUCGGGGCUACAAUAAGACGCUGUUCAUCAUCUAUCAACUGUUGCAGCUGUCGAAACACUUGGAAGCCCAAGGCCUUUUUCUCGGCGAUCUGCGGCUGCAGCAUGUGAUGUUGCGUGAGAAUCUCUGGCUGCAGGUGAUGCCGCGCCUGCAGUGCAAUCUGCUGCUGGGCGAGCAGUCGGCAGCGGUGGACAUGUCACCGCUGAGCUGCCCAGAGCUUCCGGAAACGCCGGAACCGCUGCCAUCCAGCAGCACCAUCGAUCUCAAGCUGGCCUACGAUCCGGCUCAGUUCAAUCUACGCGAAUAUUGCGAAAUGUGGUGCAACGGACAGUUGUCCAACUUUGACUAUCUCACCAUACUGAAUAAUGCGUGCGGCAGGAGUCUGACCAAUGCCGCCCAUCAUCACAUUAUGCCGUGGGUCACGGACUUUGCUGCGCGCAAUGGCCUCAACUGGCGUGAUCUGACCAAGAGUAAAUACCGCCUGAACAAGGGUGACAUCCAUUUAGAUCUCAUGUACACGCAUCCCACGCAGCAUGCGCCGGCUGAGGCAGUAACGCCUGUGGAGCAGCUGCAGGUGCCGCAUCAUGUGACCGAUUUUCUCUCCGAAAUCACGUAUUUUGUGUAUAUGGCCAGGCGCACACCUCAGUCGAUCUUGUGCGCCCAUGUGCGACCCAUUUGGGUGCCCGCCGAGUACCCGGUGUCCAUACAGCGUCUUCAGGAAUGGACACCCGAUGAGUGCAUACCCGAGUUCUAUUCGGAUCCAAUGAUAUUCAAGAGUAUACACGAGGACUUGCCCGACCUGGAGCUGCCCUCCUGGGCCACAUGCCCGGAAGACUUCAUAUGCAAGCAUCGCGAAGCCUUGGAGUCGCAGUACGUCAGUGAGCGACUGCAUCAUUGGAUCGAUCUCAAUUUUGGCUACAAAUUAAGCGGCAAAGCGGCAAUCAAGUCAAAGAAUGUCUGCCUCAGCCUGGUGGAUCAGCAUUGCAAUCUCAGCCAGCGCGGCAUCGUGCAGCUCUUCACCCAAGCCCAUCCGCCGCGUCGAUAUGCCUCGCCGUGGUUUAAUAGAAGUGCGCCCAGACUGUCGCAGCUCUAUGGUAAUAGCAGCGCCUACAUCAGCAGCACUGGCAACAGACGACUCGCCAAGAGCAGCGAGAACCUGAACGCAUCCAGCCAGAGCAACAACAGCUGCUUGGAUAACAGUUCGCCUCGGAUGUCGUUGCGUCCGAAUGAUGAGCAGACGACAGGAUCAAGCGCCAAUUUCUAUCAGAUGACCAACUUUAUUGAGCUGCCGGAGCAAUAUAAUCCGGCACUGUUGCUGCAGCAAUUGGAGACGCUGGAAACGUUUUAUGCGCGCACCUUUCCACAGCAGCGCGCCUCAGCCAACCCCGAGGAGAAAAUGAUCAGCAGUGAUCUGCUGUUCGAGCACAACUCGGCUGAGCAUUCCUUUACGAAUCAACUGUUUGCAUUCGAUGCGGCCGUGCAGACCAAGUCGAAGAACCUACUGGUUCCGCCAGUACGUCGCCAGCACAGUUUGCAGCAGCUGCUGGGCGAUUGUCGGGAGCGGGAGCUGCUGGUGCUUGGCUGUCUGCAUGUCGAGCUGUUUGCCAUGCAGCGUUUGCGUCCGCUGCUGACGAGCAACGGGCCAAGUGCGAGCUUCGAAUGUCGGCUGACUGCCUGCCGCACGCUGGUCCGCCUGCAUGGCCAGGAACUGCCCAAGCCGGUGCGUCAUGUGGUGCGACUGCUGCUGCAGCUGGAGAGCGAUGUACCCGCCCAGGGGCUGCCAAUGCCAACAAGUGCCGCCCAGUUGCUGGAGCCAAUGUUCACCAAUGCGCUGCUUCCAUUCCCCAGUCACUAUAUAGCAGUCUAUGCAUUUGUGCGCUCCCUGCACGCCUUCCAGCUCAACUUUGAGCUGCUCGAGCUGCACACACAUCUCAAUUGCAGCGGCGGCAGUGAGUGUGCCCGCUACACUGAACUCGAUCGCCAGCGAGUGCUCUUCGAGCGCAAGAUUGCCGAGUGCAAGGUGAUGGCGUCUUGUGCCCAUCUACGCCGCUUGCUGGAACCCCUCUCCUUUGCCUAUGAGCAGUUUGCUCCGGUAGAGUUGCUGCUGCCGCAUAUCAUUGAUCUGCUGCAUGAUGAUCGCACCUCCAUACUAACGGCCUGGAAUCUCUUUGAUCCCGUUGCCCAAGCUCUGGGCAUUGCGCAGACCCAACAACAUUUGCUGCAACCGCUGCUCAAGCUGUACGAUGUGGAGAGCAACGCUUCAACAGAUGAUGCCUCGGGUAGCAGCAGCAGCAGCAGUAACAAUAAUGCUGGCCACCUGCGCUUCUCCUCCAGCAGCUCGUUCAAAUCGCGCAAAUCCGUGAAGCUCUAUCAUCACAGCUUCCUGCUGCGGCUGAUUGUGCGCUUCGGGUUGCGUUGCUUUCUGCAGCAUUUUAUUGCGCCACUGAUCGAAGCUGUCGGCGGCUACAAGGAGCCGGAGCAGGGUAAUGGCUAUCACUAUCACAGUGGCGCCAGUCGACGCACCAGCAAGAAUCUUAGCUAUGCCGCCGAGGAGCCGACGACGUCAGCGCUGCUGCAGUCGGCAGUGACCAAGCCAGAUGUUGAGGAGCUGUUCACGUUCGAGGAGGAUCAGGAAAACAAAUCGAUUGACUCGUUCGACAUGCGUCCCUCGUCAACGGCAAUUGCGGAGGAGGCGCGUGAAUCAGAUGGCAGCUCACCCGACAAACUGGCCAUCAAUGAGUUGAUGUAUGGCGCCAGACUGUCGCCAGAUAAACUCUCCCUACGCAGUCAGGGACAAACACCGCCGCCCACACUGCCAGCACCCGUCGUCAUUGGACCACGCUCACCCACAAUUGAGAUACCAGCCAGUGGGAUCAGACGUAGCUUCCAGCUGAGCGCUAUCGAUUGUGACAUCGGCUCCCGCAAGAGCGUCGACAGCUUCGAGCUGAUUAGCCAAGAGGCAAACGCAGCAGCCAAUAACAAUGAGUCAACGGAGUCGGCUCCGUUGCAAGCGGAGAACGAGGGAGCUGACUCAUUGCAGGCAUCGGUCAUAUCGCGCAUCUCGGAGGCCAAAGCGCUGCAAAACAAUCGCAUCAGCGAGAUGAGCGCCGAGAGUCUCGUCUGGCUAUCGCAUCGCCUGGGUCCAGUGCUCACUGCCCGCCACAUCACUCGCAAUCUGCUCAAGCUGCUCUCCCUCUGCUAUGUCGGUCAGGAGAACCUGCUGCCCGAAAUGGAAGCGGUCUGCUGCAGCGACUUAUCACAGGAUGCCUCCAAUCUCAAUUACUUUAGCAUUGCCAACGCCCGAGUUGUAGGCGAUCGCAGCGCGGCUCGCGUUCUCGAAUGCCUCAUGUCCAUUGCUGCACUCUACGGCGAGAACUUUCUCCUGGUACAGUAUUUACCGCACAUUAGUGAACUGAUUUUACUGUGCUCCAAGCGGAUGACGGGCAGUCUGGAGGGAGCCAUAAUUAGUUCACUGCAGUUGAUCAAAUACAUGCUGCCCUGUUUGAUGGAUGCCACAAUAAUGGAGCACUUGCAGCACAUUCUGCUUGAUGCCAUUCUGCUGCCCAUACUCCGGCUGCUCAGCUCAACCAAUCUGCUGAUGCCCAGUGGUUAUUUGGGACGCUCGCUUUUGACACGCAAAUUCCUGGACGCUUGCUAUGCGUUGAGUGUGCGUCUGGGCUCGGACAUGACGCGUGAGCAUCUCUGCCAGUCGCUGCUCGCACCGUUCUUCCUAAUCUUCAACAAAGCAUUUGGUCUGCCCAACGAUUUCAGCUGUCGUGUGGCCAAUCUGUCGCUGAGCGGCGGUCCCGCCCAGCAGCAGCGAGCUCUGGAGGAGCUGCGGGACGUUUUUGGACCGGAGCUGGCCCAUACCGCCUACUUGGCCUUUCUGCGCUUCCUCGGCGAGUCCAUAAUGCAGCGCACCCUGAGCAACAUGGAAUUUGUGCUCACGCUGUGCCACGAGCACGAGCAGCCCGUCGCUGGCCAAGACAAGGCGGGAGAGCAUCGAGAGUCGUCGAUAGUUAGCUCCGUGGAUGUGCCGGAUGCGGCGCCCUGCAGCGAGACGGCUGCGAAUAGUUUUGGCACCCAAAUCGUUGGCAAUCGCCUGCAGGUGCUCAGCAGCAGCAUGGAACUGCUCGAUAAGGUUGCCUACAAGCUGGAUCACAUGCCCAGCACAAGGCAUCUCAAGGGCAAUUGGUUGGCCUACUGGCGACACGAGACGACGCGCAGCGACAAGGAUAACCAGGCGCUGAAUCUCAAGCAGAUCCGUCUGCAAUCCUUUGUCGGUCACACAAACUCGGUGCGUGCGAUUUAUGCGCUGGAGAACGAGAAUAGCUUUGUGUCCGCUUCCAAGGAUAAGACGGUCAAGCUGUGGUCGUUGCGCAGCGAGGGCGAUGGACGCAAGAGCACCGCCUGCCAGUUCACUUACACGGCCCACAAGAAGUCGAUCAACUCGCUCAGCUUCCUCGAAUCGCUACGCUAUGUCGUCUCCUGUGAUUCGGGCGUGCAUCUUUGGGAUCCAUUUAUUGGCAGACCACUGGGCAUAUUGGAUGCGCCCAGGCACAGUGCGGUCACCGUUGUCAAAUGCUUGCCUUCGCAUUCCCCCCUCGUCGUCGCCGGCACCGCCGAGUCGACGGUAAGGAUUAUCGAUGCCCGCUCCAUGCAGUAUGUGAAUGAGUGGCGCGUCUGUCAUGCCGCCUUGCCAAAUGCCACAGUUCGCUGCCUGGCGGUUGCCCCAUCGGGCAAUUGGCUCGCGGCUGGCCUCUCCUCCGGCGGCAUUAUGCAGCUGGACACUCGCACCGGCACUGUGCUCAACUCGUGGCGACCCAUGGAAUGCGAUUUGCUGCAGUUAACGGCGCCCAGCGAUCAGCUGCUCAUCAGCUCGGCACUGGAUCACAGUCUGGCCGUCUGGCAUGCUCUCGACGGCAUCCUCCACUAUCAACUAAGACCGCCACCGGAACCUGCACAUUUUCUACAAAGCGUUGGCUCUUCGCUGGUCUAUGCGACCACGGGGAAUCGUGUGGGCGUCUAUGCAGAUGUGGCCAACUCACAUGCCCUGGACACCGUUACCAAACUGCGCUCCGAAACGUUUCGUGGCGUGCUCACCUCCCUCGCCGUGUUACCCCUCAAUCGGGCCAUCCUGGCCGGCAACGAGAGUGGGAAUAUUGCACUGCUCUGCUAGCCAAGUACAACAGCGUUAUUCUUGCACAUUAAUUUACGUUUAUAUAGAACAGAUAUCGGUCUGAUAUAUAGCAAUCUGUAUGAGCUCUAAUUAAAUCUCACCAAAUAUUAUUUUAAUGUACCUAAGGAAAUUAUUUAAUAUACUCAAUCGGAACAUUCGAACUCUUAAUAAGUAUCAGUUUAGGACAAGUGCUAGACGCUCUAUUGUUGUCUACACACACAAAUAGAAUUCCACUCCAAAAUGUUUAUAACAAAUAUUAGACUUAAGCAAUAUUGUUUAUAUAUUAUUUGGUAGAGGUACUCCAUUCGUUUGUAUCAUAUAAAUAAACUAUU